This is a messenger RNA of Saccostrea cuccullata (small rock oyster), 735 nucleotides long. Its product is annotated as multiple epidermal growth factor-like domains protein 10. Lineage: Eukaryota; Metazoa; Mollusca; Bivalvia; Ostreida; Ostreidae. Gene Ontology annotation, molecular function: scavenger receptor activity. The record is from RefSeq and is a predicted model, not a curated record. The transcript has 4 exons. The coding region runs from base 8 to 355 and encodes 115 amino acids.
UGAUAGCAUGACUGGAAUCUGCGUGAAUGGAUGCUCGAAAGGAUUCUAUGGGGAUAAAUGUAUAACGGAAUGCCCAUUGGGUUAUUAUGGGUUCAACUGCACAAGUGUUUGUAGUAAAACAUGUUCUACGCCAAGUGUUUGUGACCGAUUUACGGGGACAUGCUUUGAUGGAUGUCUAACGGGAUUCUCGGGAGAUCGAUGCCUCAAUGAUGAUGGUUUUAGAUGCCCGAGCCUCGUUUAUAUUCUCUUUUUUGUUGUACUUCUUUUCGUGUUUGUAAGAAAGAAGAAGGGUACAACAAAUACAGCCGAUUCAUCGAAAGACAUAUCCACCUUCUUAAAGAAAGACAUGAUUUAAGUUAUGUAUGUUUUAGUUCUAACUGUUCAAACGGAGAUUUGUAGUAUCUCGUACAUUUGCCGUAAUCAUAUACAUGAUAAAUUUCAAUUAAAAUGUCUUUCUAAAAAAAACCUUCACAAUAGUGUUCCAAAUAUUGUGUACAUUUUUACCAGAAAAUAAAUAUUAUAGAUUGUUCAAUCUAUAUUGUUCUAAUAUUUUUACAUGCUUUCUCAGAAAAUCUUCCAAGAAAGCAGGUAAAAAAUAUUGUUCUGUUGUAAAAUUUAUGGACCUACUUGGUUUGUCUCUUUUCAGUUAUUGAUUAUUGGAAAUCAUGAUGUGAACAUUUUCAUUUAUUUCUUUCGAUUAAAUUCUCUUUAAUAGCAAUUUUUACACUUUUAUCG